Molecule: messenger RNA, 1200 nt
Organism: Prunus armeniaca (apricot)
Lineage: Eukaryota; Viridiplantae; Streptophyta; Magnoliopsida; Rosales; Rosaceae
Source: the annotation of a GenBank genome assembly
AUGGGUAUAAGACACAGGUAUCAUCCAGAAGAAGGAGAUAAUGGUAAGCUCUAUUUUAUCCCAGGCGAUUAUACAUUGUCAAAUGAUGAUAACAAAGCUUUAUGUCAAUGGUUAAUGGAGUUGAAAGUUCCAGAUGGGUACUCUGGAAAUUUAUCUCGAUGUGUGAAUGCUCCAGAGCGUAAUAUUUCUGGUAUGAAAACUCAUGAUUGUCAUGUGUUCUUAGAGAGAUUACUUCCGUUUGUGGCGCGAGAUUUAUUGCCCAAAGAUGCAAAAGUGGCCGGUCCAGUACAAUUCAGGUGGAUGUAUCCUGUGGAAAGGUAUUUGCAUAAGCUAAAGACUUAUGUUCGUAAUAAGGCUCAUCCAGAAGGGUCUAUUGCCGAAGGUGUCUUGGGAGAUGAGUGUUUAAUAUUUUGCUCUCGCUAUUUGCAUCGAGUUGAAACUAAGUUUAAUAAAAGAGAUAGAAAUGACGAUGGAGGUCAACCGUCAUAUGAUGCAUCUCCGUUAUCUAUUUUCUCAACACCUGGUCGAGCUUUGGGAAAGGUAGAACAUAAGAACGUUCUAAUCCAGUCUAGUGUUGAUAAUGUGGAGGAGUCACAUAGGCUUCAAUUUUCAAACUGGAUUUCUAAAAGGGUCACAGAACUAUACAACGAUGGUAAAGUUAGUAAGCAAAUGCUUUCUUUGGCUCGAGGUCCUGAAAGGCGAGUAACUUAUUAUCCUGGUUAUUAUAUUAGUGGUUUUAGAUUUCAUACAUUGCAGCGUGAUGAGAAUAAAAAAACACAAAAUAGUGGAGUUAUGGUUAAGGGGGAGAAUCAGAUUGACGAUGUGCCUUGGUAUGGAACCUUAGUAGAUAUUGUUGAACUCCGUUACACAGAAGGAAAUAGAGUUGUAUUGUUCAAUUGUGAUUGGUAUGACAUGGCACGAAAAGGAACAGGUUACAAGAUAGAUCGUUAUGGAAUAAUCACUGUUAAUACAACACGCAAGCUAAAUACUCAAGAGCCAUUCGUACUAGCAAGCCAAGCAACCCAAGUUUUUUAUGUGAAGGGGGUUAGAAAUAAAAUUUGGAGUUUUGUCGUGGAAACAAAUCCAAGAAAUGCUUAUGAGACGACUAAUGAUGAGAUUGAGCCAUACCAAGAAGCAGAGACUCAAAUUCAAAGCAUGCAUGCCAUCCAAAAUGAUGUUGAAGACAAUGAAAUUGAUUGA